Messenger RNA from Apaloderma vittatum (bar-tailed trogon), 903 nucleotides. RefSeq names its product olfactory receptor 1009-like. Gene Ontology annotation, molecular function: G protein-coupled receptor activity; odorant binding; olfactory receptor activity. Gene Ontology annotation, cellular component: membrane. Gene Ontology annotation, biological process: G protein-coupled receptor signaling pathway; sensory perception of smell. Lineage: Eukaryota; Metazoa; Chordata; Aves; Trogoniformes; Trogonidae. The record is from RefSeq and is a predicted model, not a curated record.
AUGGCUGGGGGAAACCACUCAAGAGUGGCGGAGUUUGUCCUCUUGGGCUUCACUGACCUGCCCGAGCUGCUCUUUGUGUUUUUUUCAUUCGCUUACGUCACCACGCUGUCAGGGAACCGGGGGAUGAUCAUCCUCAUCAAGACCAACUCUCGGCUUCAUGUGCCUAUGUACUUCUUCCUCAGCCACCUCUCUUUCCUGGACAUCUGCUCUUCCACGUCCAUCGUGCCAAAGAUCCUGUUGGAUCUCCUGGCGGGGAGAAACAUCAUUUCUUUCAAUGGCUGCCUCAUGCAGUUCUUCUUCUUUGCCGUCUUUGGCACCAUGGAAGCCGUCCUCCUGGCCGCCACGGCCUACGAUCGCUACGUGGCCAUCCGUGAGCCUCUGCGCUACUGGACCACCAUGUCCCACGGGACCUGUGUCCAACUGGUGGUGGGUUCCUAUGCUGUGGGGAGCCUGAACGCCCUCGUGCACACCAGCUCUCUCCUCCACCUCUCCUUCUGUGGCCCAAACCUCAUCAAUCAUUUCUACUGCGAAAUCCCCCCUCUCCUGCUCCUCUCGUGCUCUGACACCAGCCUCAACGACCUCCUCUUGGCCAUCCUGGUCUCCUACGCCUGCAUCCUGCUCAUCAUCUGGAGCGUCAGCUCUGCGAGGGGCAGGCGCAAAGCCUUCUCCACCUGCACCUCCCACUUCGUGGCCGUUGCCCUCUUCUAUGGCUCCGCAGCUUUCUUGUAUUUCCAUCCCUUUUCCAGACACCCAGAAGACCAAGGGAAAACGACCUCCAUCUUCUACACCGCGGUGACACCCAUGGUCAACCCUUUCACCUACAGCCUGAGGAACAAGGGGGUGAGGAGCAUCCUCAAAGAACAAGGUCCUCUCCUCCGUGUAUUCCCACAGGUCCCGCUUUAA